GCCCUCUUGCCUUCACCUUCUUCGUCCAAACAAUCAAAGAGGGAAAAAACAAUGGCUGCCUCUUCGGCUUUUCUUUCCACUUUUGUUUCGCCCCAAACCCUCUCCUUCUCUCCCAAAUCCCCCUCCUCUACGCGUCUCCCCCUUCCCACUAAUGUGCGCAUGGUACGAACUGUGACUCUAGCCACCGCUUCAAAGGCUGCCACCGGAACCCGUACGCCACGCGGCAUCACGAAGCCGCGUAGUGUUACGCCUGAGAUGCAGGCUGUCGUCGGAGUUCCCGAAAUUUCUCGAACUCAAGCUCUUAAGCUGAUUUGGGCUUACAUUAAAGAGCACAAUCUCCAGGACCCUGAAAACAAGAAGAUUAUAAAUUGUGAUGAGAAGCUGAAGAAGAUAUUCGGAGGGAAAGAUCGCAUCGGAUUUCUUGAAAUUGCUGGGUUGAUUAGUCCUCACUUUCUCCGAUGAAUUCAAGAGAGAGGGUUCAGAAAAUAGGUAGAAACUUUUGU
Messenger RNA from Hibiscus syriacus, 503 nucleotides. Its product is annotated as upstream activation factor subunit UAF30-like. The transcript has 4 exons. Bases 52 to 462 code for a protein of 136 amino acids. Gene Ontology annotation, cellular component: nucleus. The record is from RefSeq and is a predicted model, not a curated record. NCBI's taxonomy places the organism in Eukaryota, Viridiplantae, Streptophyta, Magnoliopsida, Malvales, Malvaceae.